Arabidopsis lyrata subsp. lyrata is the source of this 631-nucleotide messenger RNA. Its product is annotated as probable mediator of RNA polymerase II transcription subunit 37e. The transcript has 2 exons. The record is from RefSeq and is a predicted model, not a curated record. Bases 178 to 429 code for a protein of 83 amino acids. NCBI's taxonomy places the organism in Eukaryota, Viridiplantae, Streptophyta, Magnoliopsida, Brassicales, Brassicaceae.
UUUUUUUUUUUUGUUUUUGUUUUCUAGAAGAAAAAGUCUGGAGCUUUUAUGUAUAUAUAAAUACAAACCAAAACUUAGCCUAUAGUCAUAUGUCUUCAUAACUAAAAUCCAUUGUCUUCUAACUUUGCUCUAGUCUAGACUUUUGAAUCUUUUCCUCUUCUUUUUGGUUCGGUGAUAAUGUCGAGUAAAGGAGGAGGUCCAGGGAUCGGUAUCGAUCUUGGUACUACAAAUUCUUGCGUGGGUGAGAUCAUGAUCCCUAAUGAUCAAGAUGCAAAGAAACAGAAAGAUGAUGAAGAAGCUAAGCAACUAUUAGUAGAUAUGAUAGUGAAUGAGACACUUAGGAAUACAAAUUUCAUGCAAAACUUAAGGAAAACUAAAGUAGAUACUGUAUGGGACGAAAAAAGAAAACAAGAAAAAGAGAUGAGAUGAAGAAAAAAAGAGAGGAGCAGCAGAAGAAUAAACAAGAUAAGGCCAUGGGAAAGAAGAAUAAAAAAUAAUUGGUUUAGCCUAAUUGUAAUGGCUUAAUGGAUUACUGGUUUAUGGUUUUUAUAAAUCCAGUGUUAUUUGGUUCUUAAUUUUAAAAUUCAUAUCGAAAUUUAUAGAUACUAAAUAAAAAUUAUGUGUUUUUCAA